GCGCGCGGCGCGCAGGGGGGACCCAGGGCCGGGGCGCAGCAUGGGCGGCCCGCGGGCCUGGGCGCUGCUCUGCGUGGGGCUCCUCCUGCUCCCCGCAGGCGGCUCGGCCUGGAGCGUCGGCGGAGCCCCGUUCUCCGGACGCAGAAACUGGUGCUCCUAUGUGGUGACCCGAACCAUCUCAUGCCACGUGCAGAACGGCACCUACCUUCAGCGAGUGCUGCCCAAUUGUCCCUGGCCCAUGAGCUGCCCUGGACAUGGCUACAGAACUGUGCUGCGACCCACCUACAAAGUGAUGUACAAGACGGUGACUACCCGAGAGUGGAGGUGCUGUCCGGGGCACUCGGGGGCAAGCUGCGAGGAAGUUGCAGGCUCUACAGGCUUCACAGAGCCCGGGUGGCCAGGCAGCAGCUCACGGCGGAUGGCACUGCGACCCCCCACAUUCUCAGGCUGCCUCAACUGCAGUAAAGUGGCCGAGCUGACCGAGCGGCUAAAGGAGCUCGAGGUGAAGGUGGCUGUGUUGACUGUCACAGAGCGGACAGCGCCCCCCACCCCACCUACCCCCAAGGACCCCGUCCCGCUCUGGGGUUCCCCAGCUACCCAUGGCAGCCCUGGGGAUGGAGGCCCCCAAGGGCUCCCAGGAGGAGGAGAGAACACGAGGCCCCCUCUGCUCCCUCGAUAUGAUCGAGUUGGCAUCCGGGGGCCUCCUGGCCCCACUGGCCCCAAGGGAGACAUGGGCAGCCGGGGGCCAAUAGGCAUGCGCGGGCUUCCAGGUCCCCAAGGCCCUCCUGGAAGCCCUGGUCAGGCUGGAGCUGUGGGUACCCCCGGAGAGAGGGGACCUCCAGGCCCACCAGGGCCUUCUGGGCCCCCAGGUCCCUCAGCUCCUGUUGGACCACCCUAUGCCCAGAUCCAGCAUGGAGACUCACUUCUGUCCAAUACCUUCACAGAGACCAGCAGCCACUGGCCCCACAGACCCUCUGGGCCCCCUGGACCCCCAGGCCCUGUGGGCCCACCCGGACCUCCUGGGCCUGUGGGCCUCCCUGGCAGUCCUGGUCAUACGGGCCCCACAGGCCCCACUGGACCCAAAGGAGCGCCUGGACACCCAGGAGAGAAGGGCGAGAAAGGGCUUCAGGGAGAGCCAGGUCCUCAAGGAUCCAUGGGGCAGCAGGGAGAACCUGGCCUCAAAGGAGACCCUGGAGAGAAGAGCCACUGGGGGGAGGGGUUGCACCAACUCCGCGAGGCUUUGAAGAUUUUAGCUGAGAGGGUUUUAAUCUUGGAAACAAUGAUUGGGCUCUAUGAACCAGAGGGCUCAGGGGCAGGCCCUGCUGGCACAGGUACCCCCAGCCUCCUGCGGGGCAAGAGGGAAAGACAUGCUGCCAACUACCGGAUCGUGGCCCCCAGGAGCCGCAACGAGAGAGGCUGAGAGAGGGUGUCCCCCACCAGGUGGGCCCGGCCAAGCUUCCCUUCCUGACUGGGGCCUGGCCAGAUGUCUCUGGGAACUGCCCUUCAUAUUUAUUAACGUCCUCAGGGGUCUUUUGCCAGCUGGGCCUUUGCGAUGGACAGAUCUUGGUCCCGGCCUGUGG
Molecule: messenger RNA, 1580 nt
Organism: Suncus etruscus (white-toothed pygmy shrew)
Lineage: Eukaryota; Metazoa; Chordata; Mammalia; Eulipotyphla; Soricidae
Gene: EMID1
Product: EMI domain containing 1
Exons: 16
Coding region: 41-1420 (459 amino acids)
Molecular function (GO): protein binding
Source: RefSeq, a predicted model, not a curated record